Messenger RNA from Tribolium castaneum (red flour beetle), 4819 nucleotides. RefSeq names its product Liprin-alpha (gene Liprin-alpha). The record is from RefSeq and is a predicted model, not a curated record. NCBI's taxonomy places the organism in Eukaryota, Metazoa, Arthropoda, Insecta, Coleoptera, Tenebrionidae. Gene Ontology annotation, cellular component: presynaptic active zone. The transcript is spliced from 19 exons. Gene Ontology annotation, biological process: synapse organization. Gene Ontology annotation, molecular function: protein binding. The coding region runs from base 288 to 3929 and encodes 1213 amino acids.
AAUGGGCUUAUUUGACAUUGGUUUUAAAAUGGCUGUCAGAUCCGAAGUUUGUGUAUGUAGUUAGGACGUAAGGGAUGGAAUUUGUAGGUGUGUCAUAGUGAAAACGUUCCGAUAAUGUUAACACAUGUAGUAAUAACCAAUAUGACAAUGUGCACGUGUUCGGUUUGCGUCGGUUUGCGCGUUCCGUUUAGUUAAUGUGGACGUUUGGUGAGGGGUUAGAACCGAUCCAUGUAAUUGGGUAUUUAGUAAAAUAAUCGGCGGGCAGUGCGUUAAAGUAAACAGCCAGCAUGUGGAACAUGAUGUGUGAUGUAAUGCCGACCAUCUCGGAGGACAGCAUCAGCCAGAGGAGCUCCCAGUUCUCUGGCGAGGAUGCGAACUUCGAGCAACUGAUGGUCUCGAUGCUGGACGAAAGGGACAAGCUGAUGGACAGUCUGAGGGAGACUCAGGAGCGUCUCGGCGAAACGGAAAUGAAGCUGGCGGACGUGGAGAAGGAACGCGACUCGCUCCAUAGGCAGAUCGCCGCCAAUCUCCCACAGGAAUUUGCAACGCUCACGAAGGAACUCAAUGCAGCUCGCGAACAACUUCUGGAAAGAGAGGAAGAAAUAUCGGAACUUAAAGCGGAACGGAACAAUACUAGGUUACUUUUGGAGCAUCUGGAAUGUCUUGUGUCAAGACACGAAAGGUCACUAAGAAUGACAGUGGUGAAGAGACAAGCGGCCGCACAGUCGGGCGUAUCAAGCGAAGUAGAAGUUUUAAAGGCACUUAAAAGUUUAUUUGAGCAUCACAAAGCUUUAGAUGAGAAGGUGCGAGAGAGACUGAGAGUAGCAUUAGAGAGAAAUUCAAGUUUAGAAGAAGAAUUAGCUGCAACCAAAGAAGAGUUACAACAAUAUAAGCAUGGAGUGAUACCUUCUAAUGUACCUGCCGUAGAAGAUAAACCCAAAGAGAACGGACAAGUUGAAUCAGGGGACCAAGUUUUAAAUGUUAACAAUAAGGCCGCAUCGAAGCCGCGACUCGUAAACGGAGGGGUGGAACCUGAGACGGACAGCGCUGCAAGGAUAGCCGACCUUCAACAAGCAUUGGAACAGCAAACUGGAGAAAUUAGUAACUGGCAGCGACGUGUGGCGGAGAUGCAAAAUCGUGUCGGAGAACUCGAAGAAAACUUGUCGAAAGCACAAAAAGAACUUUUGAAAGCACAAGAUGCCAAUGCGAAACUGCAAAGGGAUUUGAGGGAAAACGUCGCGCAAAAAGAAGACCAAGAAGAACGCAUUGCAACGUUGGAGAAACGUUAUCUCAACGCUCAGAGGGAGUCAACAUCGCUGCAUGAUUUGAACGAAAAGUUGGAACAGGAGCUGCAGCACAAAGAAGCGCAAUUGAAGUUGCAAGAGGAGAAGAUCGCAGCGAUUCAAGAGAAGUUGGAAUUGGCCGAACAAAAACUCGCUCAGUUUUCAAAGUUGCCUGAAAUGGAGGAACAGCUGAAGCAGCGCAUGGAAGCGCUGACUCAGGUGAGACCUCAGGCCCAAGAACGUCACGGUUCCGCCGAAGACCGUAUCCAACGUUUAGAGGCAAGUUUAGAAGAGAAGAACGCUGAACUGAUGCGCCUUAACCAAAGACUAAAAAUGAACGAAGACCACAAUUCCCGCCUUUCAGCGACAGUGGACAAACUCCUGUCGGAAUCGAACGAUCGCCUUCAAGACCACCUAAAAGAACGAAUGCAUGCACUUCAAGAAAAGAACAGUUUAACGCAAGAACUCGAAAAGACGCGCAAGAUGAUGGAAGAACUCGAAAACCAAAAAUCCGAUAUUAUGAAAGAACUUUCAAAGUCACGUCUCGAAAUCGAUAAUGUUAAAAGACAAAUGUUACAGCAAGAAAUCGCGUACAACAUUCAACAAACGGACGCUUUGACGCGAUCUUUGUCGCCUAAUGCCGUCGAUCCGAAUAGUUUUUCGCGUAGCGCUAGUCAUUCCAGCUUCGAUACGCAUUCCUUGCCUCGUAGGCCGAACAAGAGUCGAACACCUAUCGAAGAAGACCCCAACAAAAUGCCUUUCGGUUCGCGGUCGAUGGCCGAACACGAAUGGGAGAAGUUGCAACAGGCGCACGUUCUUGCCAAUGUUCAGCAGGCUUUCGACGUGUCUAGCGAUGCGGAAGGUGACGACAACGACAGUUUAUUCAGUACGGCCGAUAUGUUGUCGCCUUCAGGCCACACCGAUGCUCAGACUUUAGCAAUGAUGCUUCAAGAACAACUCGAUGCCAUCAACAACGAAAUUCGACUUAUCCAAGAAGAGAAACAAAAUACGGAAGCACGUGCAGAAGAAUUAGAAUCGAGAGUUGGUAGUAUGGAGCAUAUGAAUCUGUUAGCGAGAGGAAGAAGUUUAGAACGACAAAGUCCACCAGUAAGCGGUAGAUCUACUCCGAAAUCGCAUCAUUCACCUCAGAGGGAUUAUAUGCAUAAGUAUCAUACGGCACCUGCAUCAAUGUCACCGGCGCAUUUGCAACAAUAUCAUUCGACGUUGAGCCCUGGCGCCCUCUCUGAAUCGUUGCCUUCCAGUCAGCUCCAGUUGGCACCAUUGUCUUCGGAAAUGUCAAGGGAGGAGAUGCAUAUGGGAGAUAGCAGUAGUGGAGGAGGUGCUUCACCUUUAACUGCAAGAUCACUUCGACUCGAAAGAGUUGCUCAAGCUCUCGCUCACAGUCAAGAAGAAUUGAGAAGACGGACUGGCGCUAGUGGUUUGCCUCCAGGAGUUACAUACAGUGUGUUUAGGCAAGGCCAGACGCACACACCUCCAUCACCUCUGUCCUCUCGUCACAGCAGUCAGGAGAGUCUGCACAAGAACACAAUCACUGGCGUUCCGAGAGACGUUUCGGCAGCCGCAGUGGCAGCAGCAGCAGCCGCUCAAAAGAAAAAAGGCAUCAAGUCGUCGUUAGGUCGCUUUUUCAGCAAAAAAGAAAAGGUGAAAGGAAAAGAAGUUGGAAGCGAGAGUUCGUUAAAUCUUAGUCAAAGCAGCAUCGGAAUGCCCGAUGGUGAUUUAAGUGAUUCGAUGAGUGUGUCAGGGAAGCUGGGACAGAAGGGAGACUUCGAUCGGAGACAGAAGAAGAAGUGGGUGGAGCGUGAUUACAGACACGAACUCCUUGCCGAAGCCAUGAAAGCAGGAACGCCUUUUGCCUUAUGGAACGGACCUACAAUUGUCGCCUGGCUGGAGCUCUGGGUGGGCAUGCCAGCAUGGUACGUGGCAGCAUGUCGAGCGAACGUGAAAUCAGGCGCGAUCAUGAGCGCACUAAGCGACACCGAAAUCCAGCGAGAAAUAGGAAUAAGUAAUCCGUUGCAUCGGCUCAAACUAAGGCUGGCCAUCCAGGAGAUGGUGUCGCUGACGUCGCCUUCGGCACCCAAAACGUCCAGGACAACGCUGGCCUUUGGCGACAUGAAUCACGAGUGGAUUGGGAAUUCGUGGCUGCCUGCGUUAGGGCUUCCGCAAUAUCGUACCACCUUCAUGGAGUGUUUGGUUGAUGCUCGAAUGCUUGAUCAUCUCACGAAAAAGGAUCUGAGAGGGCAACUCAAAAUGGUGGAUAGCUUUCACAGAACUAGUCUUCAGUAUGGCAUAUCAUGUUUAAAGAGAUUAAAUUAUGAUCGUAAUUUAUUAGAAGAAAGACGGAAAAAUUCCGAAAAUGCAUUACAAGAUGUUUUAGUUUGGAGCAAUGAACGCAUAAUCAGAUGGGUGUCGAAUAUUGGAUUAAAGGAAUAUGCAAAUAAUUUAUUAGAAUCAGGUGUCCAUGGUGCUUUAAUUGCAUUGGAUGAGAGUUUUGAUGCGAACAGUAUGGCUCUCACGUUGCAAAUUCCAACUCAAAAUACACAAGCAAGGCAAACGUUAGAAGUAGAAUUCAUAAAUCUAAUCCGCGUUGCGACAGAGCGACGAGUCGACGAUCUAGUCCGGUCCUGAUAUGGCCCCCCUGAAGUAGUCCGUUAAACAACAGCAACAACAACAACAACAGAACAGACCAUGUAGUGUUCCGCUGCUCGCAGUCAUACGCAGCCCGUGCUACCUCCCUUCUCGUCGUCGAUAAUUAAAUAAAUUAAUAUUCGCUGCAAAGAUCACAUUUGUACAAAAAAUGAAGAAAGAAAAGAAAGAAUGACUUGUGUAUGAAAAUGACAUAAGAGCUUUAAUGAACUAAUCUGUAUCGUAAAUAACUUAUAGUAUUAUUAAUUGUACAUUGAAGUUGUUGUUUAUCUGUUGGAUUACUACCAGCGAGUAUAUUGUUGAAUGUGGCAGCGACAGUCAGUAUUAUCCCAUGCGUGCCUGCACUCGGUGCUGCCAUCUGUUGAGCUUGUAGACACUGUUUGUUAAUUUGCUGAUUAGCUAGUACAAAAAAAACUACCGGUGUCCUCGUAAAGCUUCUGGAUGUGGAUGGUUUGUAUCCGACUUGUACUCAGCUAUUUCACAUCUUGAUUAGCGAAUCCGAUUAAAUGAGUGACAGUUAUUUCCGUUUUUCUAAUAGGUAUCCGUAUAUCCGUAAAAAAUUACAAACUGCAGUCAUUAGUUGUACCUACUUACUAUUACUCUGUAUAUAUUAUACAGAUGCGAUAUAAAGAUAUUUUUAAGUUUUUAUUACUUUUACUAUCUUUUAUACAACAUAAAUUUGUAAUAUAUUUUUACUUACUUGUUAUUUAUUUUAAAUCUAAAUAUAACUACUGUGCUUAUUAUAUUGUUAUUAACUAUACGGAGUUGUGCUUACGCUCCGGGAAUGAUUGUCAUUAUUCGUAUUUGAUCUAAUAAUAGUGUUAAUUUAUGUACAUUGCAUUAUACAUAAAUAUAACGAAAAUCGAAUCAUU